This is a messenger RNA of Ctenocephalides felis (cat flea), 1648 nucleotides long. It is a transcript of the gene Amph, whose product is annotated as amphiphysin. The record is from RefSeq and is a predicted model, not a curated record. The transcript is spliced from 10 exons. Gene Ontology annotation, cellular component: cytoplasm; plasma membrane. NCBI's taxonomy places the organism in Eukaryota, Metazoa, Arthropoda, Insecta, Siphonaptera, Pulicidae. Gene Ontology annotation, molecular function: phospholipid binding; protein binding. Bases 73 to 1575 code for a protein of 500 amino acids.
CUUCAUGCGGACGCGCACGGUGUUUAGUGAAUCAGUAGUACAGUUGGCUUUGGCUGGGUGGUAAAGUGCAAGAUGGCCGAAAGUAAAGGUGCUCUGCUCGCCAAAUCUGUGCAAAAACAUGCUGGAAGGGCGAAAGAAAAGAUAUUGCAAAAUCUUGGCAAAGUAGAUCGUACCGCAGAUGAUAUUUUUGAUGAGCAUUUACAAAACUUCACCAGGCAGCAAAAUAGUGCUAAUAGACUGCAAAAGGAAUUUAAUAACUACAUAAGAUGUAUUAGAGCUGUGCAAAGUGCUUCCAAGUCUUUAAUGGAAGCAGUAUCUGAAGUCUACGAAAGCCCAUGGAGUGGGCACGAUGUUUUGCUACACCAGACAAAUGCUUUGGAAAUGUUGUGGCAAGACUUCUCUCAUAAACUGGGUGACCAAGUUUUGAUACCACUUAACACGUACCAAGCCCAGUUCCCAGAGAUGCGGAAAAAAAUCGACAAAAGAGGCCGAAAACUCGUCGAUUACGACAGUCAGAGGCACAGUUUUCAGGGUCUGCAGGCAAACGCGAACAAAAAGCGCGACGAUGCAAAGGUAAAUAAUAAGGUUACAAGAGGUAGAGAACUAUUAGAAGAAGCAAAACGCACGUAUGAACAACUCAAUAGCGAACUGCACGACGAAUUACCAGCAUUGUACGAUUCUAGAGUUUUAUUCCUUGUGACUAAUUUACAAACGCUUUUUACUUCCGAACAACUCUUCCACCAAGAAACUGCUAAGGUUUAUGCUGAAUUAGAAGCUAUAGUCGAUAAAUUAGCGACAGAUAGUCAAAGAGGAUCCUACACAAUUAAGAAAAUGAAUAGUGUUCUUCCAUCAGGCGGAACUCUACCACACUCGCCUAAAAACAACGUACAGUCAAAUAAUCUUAACAAUACCAAACCAACUUCUCCAAUUAAAAAUGCAUUACCAGACUCACCCACAAAGUCGAUCACAUCGAGCGGCGGUGCUAGUGUUCCGAACACCAAUGGAAGCAAUAACAAUCUGACCUCUUCUAAUCCUUCCAGUAUCAUAAUGACUCCAAGCACUCCGCCUUCAUCUCCUCCGCCGCCUUCCUCAAGCCCUCCACCAUUGACCCCAAACAUAACCAAAUCCGAUACCCCAAAUCCUGUUUUGAAUAACGAUACCACGCAAUCAACAAAAUUGUCAAACGGAGAUCAUACUAUUGAUAGUUUGACAGAAACCAGCACCGAUGCAGGUGACGGUAAGCCAGCUGCCAUCCCUCCGAGUGUGAAUCAAACAUUAAAUACCUCGAGUGACACUAACAAAAAUGUUACCCCGCCGACAACAGCCGGAGAGGUCUAUGACAUUCCAGUCAGCGCAACAACUACGGAUUUACCACCUGGAGUACUGUACAGAGUGAAGGCGACAUACAAGUAUAAUCGGGAAGACGUAGAUGAGUUGUCCUUCGAGGUGGGAGAUACAAUUCGCGUCAUUGAAUACGAAGACCCAGAGGAACAGGAAGAAGGAUGGUUAAUGGGACUGAAAGAAGGGACCAAUGAAAAGGGAAUGUUCCCAGCCAAUUUCACUAGACCGAUAUAAUUAAAACAUUAUUAAUAACAUCAUUAUCGUCAAAUUAAUUAGCAGGAGAUAUCUCCAGCAAUCAUUCAAUCAA